This is a messenger RNA of Vicia villosa (hairy vetch), 1341 nucleotides long. RefSeq lists its product as uncharacterized. NCBI's taxonomy places the organism in Eukaryota, Viridiplantae, Streptophyta, Magnoliopsida, Fabales, Fabaceae. Bases 1 to 1341 code for a protein of 446 amino acids. The transcript has 2 exons. The record is from RefSeq and is a predicted model, not a curated record.
AUGGACCUACAAAAUGCUUAUGAUACUGUGGAAUGGUAUGCACUGGAAUGUAUCUUAAGAGAAAUGAGCUUCCCUCCUCAGUUUACCCAAUGGAUAAUGAUGUGUGUGACCACUGUGUCAUAUAGAUACUCUAUCCAAGGAAGACAUAGUAGAAUCCUUAAGGCUAAGAGAGGUUUGAGACAAGGAGAUCCAAUCUCCCCUCUCCUUUUUGUUCUCAUUAUGGAGUAUUUACAUAGAUGUCUGAGCAAGCUUAAGAGUAAGCCCAUGUUUAAACUUCAUCCCAAAUGUGAGAAGGUAGAUCUUACUAAUAUUUGCUUUGCAGAUGAUCUCAUUUUAUUUGCUAGGGGGGAUAUCAAUUCUGUCCAGCUUAUGAUGGAGGAAGUCAGAAGUGCAGGUACUUUACCAUUCAAAUACCUGGGGGUCCCAAUCACGAGUAGGAAACUUCACAUUGCGCUAUACCAGCCCCUCAUUAACAAAAUAGUGCAGAGAAUGAGUUCUUGGACAGCUAGUCUUUUGAGUUAUGCAGGCAGAUGGCUGCUAAUUCAAAGUGUGAUCCAAUCCAUGACUGCUUAUUGGAUGCAAAUAUAUCCUAUGCCUAAAAAAGUGAUCCAUCAUAUAGGUGCUAUUUGCAGGACCUUCCUCUGGUGCAAUAAGAGUAACAUUAGUAAAAAGUCCCCCAUUUCUUGGGAAUCCAUCCGUGAACCUCGAAAUGCAGGGGGUUUAAACCUGGUGGAGCUAAAUUGCUGGAACAAAGCAACCAUCAUCAAACUCCUUUGGAACCUCCAGGCCAAAGCUGAUAAGUUGUGGGUCCUUUGGAUGCACACUUAUUACUUGAAGGGGAAUGAGGUCAAUCAUUGGCAUAUGCCUAGUAGUUGUUCCUGGAUAAUGAGAAAGAUGUUAAGCUAUAGAGAGGAACUAGAGAAUAGUAGCUAUUGGCACUCUGUUGUUCAGGCUGGUAAGUACAAGACCAAACACGUGUAUAAUGAACUCAGAUGUGAGAAACCUAAUGUGCCAUGGUACAAGAUAUUCUAUCAGAAUGCUGCAAGGCCUCGUGCGAAAUUUAUACUUUGGAUAGAUCUUUGGGACAGGUUGCCAACAAAGAGUAGGCUGGCUAGGUUUGGGAUUAUAACAUAUGGAGAAUGUGUCUUCUGUGGGAAGGAGGAGACUCAAGAGCACCUUCGUUUUGCUUGUGUUUUUACUGGGAAAUUAUGGAGGACAAUGCUGAACUGGAUUGGUAUGGACAGGGUUCCACAUGGAUGGAGGAAUGAGAAGGCCUGGAUCUGUAUGGAAACAUCGAGAAAAGGCUGGCGAAGACUCCUUCUUAAGGCUGUUAUCACAUAA